This is a messenger RNA of Colletotrichum karsti, 1518 nucleotides long. RefSeq lists its product as uncharacterized. The record is from RefSeq and is a predicted model, not a curated record. Lineage: Eukaryota; Fungi; Ascomycota; Sordariomycetes; Glomerellales; Glomerellaceae. The transcript has a single exon. Gene Ontology annotation, molecular function: FAD binding. The coding region runs from base 1 to 1518 and encodes 505 amino acids.
AUGGCCACCCAAAACACCAAGAGCCAGGUCAUCAUCGUUGGCGGUGGCAUUACGGGCCUCGUAUUGGCCUUGAUGCUUCAGCAUUCCGGAGUCGACUACGUCCUGCUGGAAGCUUACGACUCCGUCACACCAAACGUAGGAGCCAGUAUUGGUCUCUUCCCCAAUGGUUUGAGAAUCCUUGACCAGCUCGGCCUGUUCGAGGACAUCCUCGAAAAGGCCCAGCCAGUCAACUGCAUGAUUGUCAGAGACCACACCACGGGCAAGCGCAUUAUGACGCGGAGAACGAGACAGCUGAUCACCGAGCGCCACGGCUACCCGACCAUGUUCAUGGAGCGUCACGAGCUCUUGUGCGUCAUGUAUAAGCACCUCAAGGAGAAGAACCGAGUUUUUGUCAAUAAGAAGGUGCAGCGCGUGGAGACUUCGGAGGAUGGCGCCUUGGUUUACACGGCAGACGGCUCCGUUUUCGAAGGACAGAUCGUCGUCGGCGCCGACGGCGUCCGAAGCACCAUCCGCCGAGAGAUGUGGAGAAACGCCGACGCCGCAAACGACUCCGCCGCCAUCCCGGCCCGGGACAGACAAGACGUCCCGUGCGAACACGCCUGUAUCUUCGGCACCGCCAAGCCCACCGAGGGUGUUCCCGCCGGCGAGGUCGUUGGAGCGAGCGGUCCCGGUACGUUGGCUGGCUGCAUGGGCGGCCCGGGCUCGGAGGUUUUCCUCUUUUGGUUCUGGACGCUGCCGGAAGGCCAACGCAAGUGCCCGAUCAACGAGAUCCCGCGCUUCGAUGAGGAGGACAAGCGCCGCGAGUUCCAACGCGGGGCUGAGGCGCUUGUUGCCGACAACGGCCUGCGCUUGAAGACAGUCCAGGACAACCUGCUGUACAGUGGCGUGACGGCGCUGCCUCACUUCGUUAUGAGGAAAUGGCACUAUGGCCGCAUCGUCAUCCUCGGCGAUGCCGCGCAUAAGUUCAACCCCCUCGUCGGCCAGGGCGGCAACAGCUGCAUAGAGUCUUGCGCUUCUCUGGUGAAUGCGUUGCAGGAGCAAAGCCUUUUUGGCCCUCAAGGCAGUAACGCGUCUUCCUGGUCAUUGUCCAGUGUCAGCAAAGCCUUUAUCGCCGUCGAAAACCAGCGCGUCCCCCGCCUUGUCGACAUGGUAGAGGAGUGCCAGGACGCCAUGCGCACCUCCGCCUGGAACUCGUGGAAGGGUCGCAUGCUGCUCAAAUAUGUCAUGCCCUUGAUGCCGUUGGAAAAGUACGUCAACUUUUACAGUAACCAGAUCUCCGGCGGUCUACGUCUGAAUAGCAUCGAUCCUCCCAAGGCGGCACACAACUGGCCGUAUGAAGAUGAGAAGACGCCCGAAGAAAAGUCUCUGGCGAUUAGCAAGGCCAGCGUCGUGGCUACGAUACCAGUGGCUGCGUUGACUGCGUUCUUCCUGGCAAAGAUAUUGCGGAGCGAGAAUGGACUCGGUGGUUCGAUGUUGAUGUCUCGGAUUAUUGAAAGGGUUUCUAGCUUCAGACAAUGA